AUGACAUCGAGGCAGAGCACAUCUGCACCCGCGUCUGCGGCCGGAUGCUCAAAUGUGGCCGUCACGCCUGCCCGGAACUCUGCCACAAAGGCCCGUGCAAUUCAUGUCGGGAAGCUAUAUUCGAAGAGAUUCCUUGUCACUGCGGACGCUCUGUUCUAUAUCCGCCCCAGCCAUGUGGCACUCGGCCACCUCCAUGUCGAUAUGAUUGUGAACGACCAAAGCCUUGUCAUCAUCCGCAAACACCUCACAACUGCCACACGGAUGAUGAAGAGUGUCCCAAAUGCCCGUUUCUCACCGAAAAGUCCUGUCUUUGCGGCAAAAAGCUGCUGA
Messenger RNA from Talaromyces rugulosus, 330 nucleotides. RefSeq lists its product as uncharacterized. The record is from RefSeq and is a predicted model, not a curated record. Lineage: Eukaryota; Fungi; Ascomycota; Eurotiomycetes; Eurotiales; Trichocomaceae. The transcript has a single exon. Bases 1 to 330 code for a protein of 109 amino acids.